Messenger RNA from [Torrubiella] hemipterigena, 735 nucleotides. Lineage: Eukaryota; Fungi; Ascomycota; Sordariomycetes; Hypocreales; Clavicipitaceae. The record is from the annotation of a GenBank genome assembly.
AUGGCCGUCUUUUCACCCUCCGGGUAUAAAGUAGACACUGCAUUCACGGACAACAUUCUAGUCAGCACAGGAGCUGGGCGGCUGGCGUGGAAUGUGACGGCAGCCGACUUUACCGUCGACAACAACGUUCUGUACGGCAACAUUGACACGAACCCGAAUGCCACCAACACAAUCACCACCGAGCCUAUGCUAGCAGCGCCGGGCUGGCGGGACCCGCGACGGGACGCCUCGGCUGAUUUCUUCAGCCAGCCAACGCAGCUCCAUCGCAGCAUUGGCUUUUACAGCGGCGAGGUGAUCAACCAGCCACAGUGGACUGCCGAUUUCGAUAACGGCACGCUGCAGGGGUUCGUAAAGGCAGGUUUGGUGGAUAUUGUCCCCGAUCCAGCUGGCGACUUGGGCAAGUCUGCGUCUCUGGCGGCGGGAAGUAGCAUUUCACGCGAUUUCGAAGACGCCGGCAAUUUUCGGCUUAACGUGCGUGUUUUGAUCACUUCAGAUCGUGUGGAAAAGCCAGCAGUCAUAUCCAUCGGCACGGCGCAGGUUGUUCUUGGUGGGUUUCAGUCCAACGAUGUUGGCUUCUGGCAGAUUGUCAUGGUGACGCGCAGGGACGGCAAGGUGACAGCUGAAGUGAAUGGCAAGAGACUGUGUAUUCGGCAAAAGGGGAAAGAGGGCGUAGUGAAGAUUGAAGCUGGAGAUGCGCAUUUGUUUGUAGAUGAGGCAUUCAUUGUUGCGCUGUGA